This is a messenger RNA of Scophthalmus maximus (turbot), 6493 nucleotides long. RefSeq lists its product as uncharacterized. Bases 219 to 5504 code for a protein of 1761 amino acids. Lineage: Eukaryota; Metazoa; Chordata; Actinopteri; Pleuronectiformes; Scophthalmidae. The record is from RefSeq and is a predicted model, not a curated record. The transcript is spliced from 35 exons.
GUCAGAUCAGGUAAUGUGUGCUGAACUACGGCAGACAUCAGAGGUUUAUUGAGGUAGCAAGUUAGCUGCGGCAUCUCUGUAACUACUUUCUUGGCCAAAACAAGACAGGCCUCUAAGGGGCUGUUUACACAAUUGGAUGAAGAAUUACAACUAUCUCCUUGACUCUGGACAUAGCACUCCGUGUCUCAUUCACCUGCCCUGUACUUCAGCAGGUGGACAUGAUAAUGCAAAGGACAAGCAUAUACAAGAGUUCCAGGUGUUUGUGGUUGCUGUUUGCUUAUGUGCUGCAAACUCCGGCACAUGGAAACAACUUUACUCAACGUAACCAGGAGAGGCUGCCCUGCCAGCCAGGUUUCUACUGCCCAGUGGGGAGCUUCACGUCAAUACCCUGUCCUAAGGGGACCUACGGGCCGACAGCGGAUGCUGUGUCCAUAGACAGCUGUCUGAAGUGUCCUCCUCACCACUACUGUCCUAGACCAGGCUUGUCUACAUCCCUGCUCUGUGGUGCCGUGGCUCAGCAGCCUCUCUCUGGCCAGGACACCUGCAUCUGCCCUGGGGAGGGUCAGAGUUUUCAGACGAGUGAUGGGCGGUGUCAAUGUACCAUCGGCUACCAACCUACAAACCAUGGAGAUAUGUGUGUGCACAAACUGUACGACGUCUGCAGAGAUGGACAAACACGCACACAGUAUGGAGACUGCCUGGACAGACAUCAGUGGUCAUUUCACUGUAGGCUGCAGGUUUGCCAAUCUGCAGAGGACUACCGGGGCUUCGAUGGAGAGCUGGGUCUGUGUGUUUGCAGAGAGCCUCUUGGAAAACCUGCAUGUGGCAGCAUGUGCAGGAGCAGGUCGACUGCAGCUGAGCUGCAGCUCCGGUGCCAGUCCAGCGGAAACUUGGAACUGGUGUGGAGCCGUGACAGUACGGUGUCGGGCAUCUCAGGCAGCGUGCUGGAGACAGCUUUUAAACAGUGGGACCCCCAGGGGACUCUGCAGUGCAACAGCCAUCUCAACUCCCAUCGUCCUGUCUACAUUGUUCUGACAACAGACGCAGGCUUCCUUGGCCUCCUGAGCGGCCUCCCCAAGGAACUCCAGCAACAGUUUCCUGUCACCACGCACGGGGUCUCCCAAAGCUCAGCCGAGGACGAUUCUGACUUUCUGUGGGAGGUCACCAAAGUUGAAAAUAUCAGUCAUGAAGGUAAAGAAAGGAAUUCCAGCAGGACGAGGGGAAACAAGAGUGACGUGAAGGAAGACGUGAGAGAAGUAACUGGAGUUCUGAACCCAACAACAUGUCUCCAUUUGGGCGACGUUAUAUUGUUUACUGUCGACACACAUCACUAUCCUCAGUACGAUCUAGACAGCCUGUACAACACAAACAGUGACUUUGACUGGGGUGCGUUCAGACAGCUCAAAGAGGAGCUGACUCUUUCCUGGACUCCUCCCAGCUUCUUCUCCGUGGUCUUUAGCCAGUCUGGCGUGUAUGUUUUUACACUGAGCAGCCAUCAGCACAAACACUUGUAUGUUCGGGUGAUGCCUGCAGGGUGCCAGUGUUACGAGCUCGGCCCCUUCUUCCCCACCAUCCCUCGUCAUGUGACCAGGGUGGGGAUCAAUAGAAGACGCAACCUACUACUCCGGCCCGAUUGGUUGGUGACCGGAGGAUUGCUAUUUGGAGCUGUGGUCAUCCUCUGUUUAUGUGUUACAGUCCUGAUCCUGUUUCGUGAGUACGGAUGGCCCGAGAAGAAACCAAUCAGAGUAAGGUAUCGCUUGUUGCAGUUGGCCUACCACAUGGAUGACUACUCAUCAAAAGGUUCAAGGGUGAUCUCACGUAGGAAGGCUCACCGCAACCAACAAGGUCGAAUGACACAAGACUCCAUUCAAGCAGUCUGCGCGGACACCUUUGGGGAGUUCUGGGAUUAUGAGCACCAGGUGGAUCUGGAGGCAUUCAACAGCAACACCUUCUACAGCCUCCUGCUCAAACAGAGUCUGUCUGUCACCAUGCAGCUUGGACAGCUCACCACUGAGGUAAAGGUGCUAUACCAGGGAGUGCUUGGUAAACUGCAGCUACUUCACCCACGCCUGAUCACUGAGGAGAGGAUGGGGGAGGGUUGUGAGAGGAUGAGGAGGGAGGUGGAGAGGGAGGUGGUGCGACGACAGACUCUUGCCUCACAGCUGAGGACUCUGCUCGACAGUCAGCUACAGGUUCUGAGGCAAGAGCAACGGGCCCAGCAGAGUGUUCACAGUGUGUUCACAACUCAUCUCAGAGAGUGCACCAGAUUACUGUCAAAGAUUCACAAUCAGCCAUCCUGUGUACUACACCAGCCAAAUUGGAUCCAGAAACUAACGUCGCUGGUGGAUGAGAUGGGAGAGCUGGUAUCAGCAGAGUGUCAGCGUCAGGGGGCCUGGGAGUUACUGGGUGAGGCCACAGGGGCCAAGCUGCUUUGCCCUGACACUGGAACUGUGCUGACCAAGGACCACAUCUUUGGUCCCGAUGGGGGCCUGCGUGUCCGCCGGGCUCUUCAUUGUGAUGCAGUCACAGGCCUCAUAAGGCCAAAUGCUCACACCCAUAUGCUGCUAAGCAGCUGCCACACUACAGCAGUGCCACCUGAUUUCUUCCUCCACCCACACACUGGCCGAGUUAUGCCCAUCGCUGACAACGUGGCCUACAAUCCUGCCAGCUCAACUUUGGUGUUUACGACUGGCUCGUGUACAGGUGACAACGGAAAAUGGGACAGUCCCCUCCUUCCAUUCAUUCCCUACCCAACGUCCUGCCACUCAGAGCAGCCAUUGCCUAGCACUCACCUCAGAGGCCUCAGACCCGGCCAGAGACUGCAGCUAGGAGCUCCCAUGGCAGACCCAGACACGGGGGUUCCAGUGCCCAUUCUGGCUGUGACCAUCCACCCUGAGACUGGGCUUGUCUACCCACUAGGAGGAAUGCAUGUCUGCCCCAUCACCCGCCUGCCUCAGCCCAUACAGAUUGGUUAUCCAAUGCUGGACUCAAGGACAGGGAACGUUGUGCUCACAGUUGGGGUCAGUUUAGAUCCGGUAACAGGAGCUGUGCUGCCAGUAGGUGGAGUCCUGCUGGCUGAGUCUUUCAUCGAGCCUCUGAGUGGGCGGAUGGUAAGAGUUAGAGGGGCCAGCAUUCGAGCCGGACAACUGGUGCCUAAUGCAGGAGGAUACCAAGCUCUACUAGAUAGCAAGGUUCUGGCGGCAAUGUCCAACGUUUUGGAGCUCCUGAAGCCGAUAACCGAGGAAUGGGCUUCAGAUGCAACUCUGCAGCGUCCGCAGCUCCACCAAGGCAGUGAGAGAGGCAGUGGUCGACAGGAUCAUCUUCUCGCUGCGACCAAGGAGCUCCAGCAGGCCUGGGAAAGGAGCCUACAUGGUCAGCUCCAGUUACAGACCAGGUUGGAGAUCCUGCUGGACUGGGCCUCGGCUCUCCAGCAGGAUGGAGGGACUCUGGGGGAGAUGCCUCUGUCUGGCUCUGAUAUGACUGUGCCAGCUCUGCUGGGAAUGGACUAUCCUGACCCCAUGGGAUCUGGUCUUAGUGUGCCGGUGCUGGGAUGUCAGACUGAUCUUGUCUCGGGGAUUACAAUACCUUUGGCAGGGACCAUGGAGGACCCCGCUGGAAAAGGCCUGGUGGCGAUACGUUAUGCAUCUCCGACUGUCGAUCCAGUGACAGGGGUGUUGGCUCCGGUGGUUGGAGCCAGGCUGGAUGUGUGCAGUAAAAACAUCCUGCCUGUAACACCUUCCUACUGGUUAACGGCGGCGGAUCAAACUGACAGUGUGCAGGUGGAGGCGCUGCAGAGAGAGGUGUGCGUGCGGAACACUUACUGGCAGCAUCAGAGGCAGCGUGAGGAAGAUAUUCUCUCUGAUCUGGACUCGGCUCUUUCCCUGCAUCUCGUCGGAAUCACAGAAGUUCACUCUUCCCAGGAUGUCCAGAGGUCUGGGACUCAGCUGAGGGAAGCAGCAGUGGAGCUGCAAGAGUCAGCUCAGGCCGAGGCCCAGAGGAGAGCGGCUCAGCACUCCCACCUGGCACUCAUCCUGCCUCCAUAUGUUUCAUACAUCCUCACACAGGGUGACGAGGAGGAGUGGGAUCAGCAGAGUGUUUGGCAGUCAGAGCUCUUGUCAGGACUUGAGAAGGUGGAUGUGUGUACGACGCAGCUUCAACAAGACCAAGAGAAGUGGACAACACGGGGAGGAGAUUGGGCUACAACUCUGCACGCUAUGGACAGCGAGCUGAGCCAGAGAGAGCUGUGGGAGCAGUGCUGUUCCACACAGACAGAGUUGGAGGCUGCCGUAACUGCUCUGCACUUUGUCCGACACCUUUCCCAGCUCCGCGCUGACACUGCUCAGGCUGUGCUGUGUGGGAACUUCUGGUACAAGGAGUAUGGUCUCGUCCAGUGCCGCGGGCACAGACAGACUAAGGUCAUGGGUUUGCUUCAGCAGAAGGCUCUGCCUCUGCUGGAGAGACUAAACCAGCUCCUGGAAGAAAAACAGUCGGCUAGCCUCUCCCCCAACACCUGCAAUCGACACAUCUCUGGUUUAUCAGCAAAGCAGGCGUAUGGGUUGGAUAUUGGCUCCAGAGUCUGGACUGCCUCAGUGCCUGUGGUGAAAGGAAACUCCACCCAGUCUUUGAGGGAGCCUGUCAAUUUAGCUCAAUCCCAGGAGAACGCUCUGCAGGCCAGCUCAGCACCGACACAAAACUCCCAAAGACACACGGCUUCUGCUGCCCUCCAGUCCCAGGAGAACCAGCCUAUGAAAGAAUGUGCUCAGCCCACACAUAUCUCUGUCCCCACAGCUCCAGAAGAGGAGUGGACCAAGCUGCUGGAGCUCUCUCCUCUGUUCCAGCUGCUGAAGGUGGUGGAGCUGCAGCUGAAGGACUGGGCCUGUGGGGCAGGGCUCCUGAGAGGAGAGCUCACUGACAGAGGCACGAGUUUUGUCGAUAUCCUUGAUGCUCAAUGGGAAUGUGAGGGAGAGCUGAUCCCUUUGGACCCGUCAGUCCUCAACCCCAGAGAAUUCCUGGUCUACCAACACGGACUAUUCCUGAUGCAAACUCUGCAUAGUCUAAAGCUGACCCCAGUCAUUUCACUUCAGAUAGCUGCUAGUCUCCCAAACAACAACUUCUUGAACAACGCCUUCAGAAAUUCUUUUUUUUAUCAGGAGGCAGAGGAGAUGCUCUUUGUCCGUCGCCAGAGGCUCCAAUCGGUUGGAGGCUUCUCCCUGCUGCUGCUCCACUGUCUGUCCCAUGUCAAAAUAAAAGACAUGAGCUCUGACUCCAGUCCCGCCUUCCAGAGGAUUUUCUUCAAGGUGCUCCAGGCAUGUCUGGGGGAGCUGUUUCAUGUCAGACUGGGCAUGCACCCAUUAGGACAGGAAGCCAAUUUGAGUGUGUUGUUUCAAGAUCAAGAGGCGCCUUCAGGGGACUUAGAUGGGACUCUGUCAGACGUUCACGCUGCCUGCUUGCUAUACAGGGUUCGCGAACCAAGCCGAGGAUUGCUGUCUGAAGACGACUUUUGAGAGAGAAGAGCUCUGAGGCCACGGAGAAAUGUGAAGACCAGAUUGGGUGACAUUCUGAUUCCAAGAUGUCCAGAGGACAGCAAACAUAUGGAUCAACUGCAUCAGGAUCAACAUUAUCAAACAAUUUAUGAACUGACUGUAUAUUUAUUUUAGUGUUCCACAUACCACAGACUGUUGAAGAGACACCAUGUCCAGUACAUGUCAGUCAUACAGUCGUUUACUUCUAGUGGCAUGAAAAGUUUUAAAAAAGAGCAUAGCUUUACUGCAAACUACUUUUUGGCUUGUAGUGCAGUUUUAAAGCAGUGGUUCAACUUUUGAGAUAGUUUCAGAAGAAAGACUGGGGCCAUGAGCAGAUUUAUUGUGCAGAAGCAGAUAAAGAGGGGAGCAUUUAAUCAAUGACAGCGUUGUGCUGUCAGUAAAUGUCAUCCUCUGAGGCACGACACUGUGGCAUCUACAGAAUUUGGAGUCUGUCCGAGGACAAUCCCGUCUGAGCCAUCACCAAAAUAACUCCAUACAUCCAGUCCCGCUUCAAUCUACACAUACUGCAGCGUAGUAGAGUUUAUUAUUUCUCAACAGCUGCCGUGCACAAUGAAAUCUAGCAAUUAUUCUGACACACAAUGCAUUAACAGCAGCGGGGCAUUUAGUUCCACAGGCUAGAUUUGUUUUGAAAGCAAUUACAUAUUUCUAUUCACAUCGGCAAGUUGCUUUUCUUCCUGGACGUGUUGGAUUUGAUGUUUGAGUGCUCGACAUUGUUAAGACAGUCCUUUCUGGCUGUGAUCCUCCUUUCCAGUCUGCUAUUUCUUGUCUUGUCGCAAACCUGUCACUGUGGAAUGUUUGGCUUGUAAGGGCAGUAAUCUCUUACUUAAUAGAUUAUUAAAAAUAGCAUAUUUCAACAAGUUCAAAAUGAAUGGCAAGUAAGUCUAGUGUGUUCCUCGAAUGGUUUUACCCUUGUGCUUUGUGCAAGUGAGAAUAAAAAGCCUUGUUAUCUG